Molecule: messenger RNA, 2492 nt
Organism: Capsella rubella
Lineage: Eukaryota; Viridiplantae; Streptophyta; Magnoliopsida; Brassicales; Brassicaceae
Product: lipase 3
Exons: 10
Coding region: 169-2280 (703 amino acids)
Biological process (GO): lipid metabolic process
Source: RefSeq, a predicted model, not a curated record
UUCUCCCAAUUUUGGUUUUUUUUUUUUUUUUGGAAUUUGGAUUCUGGAAUCGCGGCUCCUGUGGGUCGUUGUGUUUUCCUUAUACGAUUUCGGGAUAAAUCUCGAUCGGGAUCUUGGUCAAUAUCUCAAGCAUCGGGCUUUUCUUUUCUGGGAAUUUUUUUGUCAGUCAUGCAACGGAUCGUAGACAACGCUCUUGCUGUUACCAAAGAAUCAGUGAAAACUGUUACAUAUGAGUCUUUGAAUAACAUUGCAAGAUGCAUAAAUGGAGUAUCGGCUCUUUUGUUGACCCUUCUGCCGGGGAAGGCUAAUAUUCUUGAAGGUCUUCAUGGGUGGGAACUCAGGCCCACGUUUCGUGGACCACGUUUACCACGGUGGAUGCAUAAUGGGGUCUCUUCUUUCAAUGAGUUCAUUCACGAGCUUUCUGUGGAUUCUGAUACUUCAAGCUUGGAGUAUUCUUCUGGAGAAGAUAGUGAUGGUGCACUGCCUGCAUCACCAUCAUCUCAAAGCUCACGCCUCUCUUGGGCCAGCGCUUCUGCUAAUUCUGAAUGCCACUGGACAGAGUGGAUUACAUUCAUUCUUUGGUGGUUGAUAUUUCCUCUACGGAUCUUGCUAUGGGUACCACAAUAUUUUGUGAGUUUAUUCUUUAAACGAAGUUCAAGAACAACUCCUACUAGCCCAAGAAGGCACCAACACUCAUCUAGACCUCGCAUUAGCAAGACCAACUCAAGCAAAGACCAUGAUGUUCCCAACAGAGCUACUGAUAGAAGACGCGGAGUUAUUGAGGAUCUUCAUCUUGCUAUAGAGAUAUGCAUAGAAGCAAUAUUUGAUUUCUUUCACAAGGCUACACAUCUUCUUCUCUCUCCAUCAGAAGCUUUCACAAUAUUGUUAUCAUGGUUCUCACCUUCCAGUCACAGCCCGAAAAGAAACCACAGUGACGUUUCAGAUGAUGAAACUGUGCAGACUGCUACCUUAGGAGAGACCGAUCCGUCCCCCACGGAAAGGCCCAUAGAACGGCCCACACGCUUAUACAACUCUAUGAACACAGAUACUCGAACAUGUCAAGAUGUCAUAACAGAGUUGGGGUAUCCUUACGAAGCUAUUCGUGUUGUUACAUCUGACGGAUAUGUUCUUGUCUUGGAAAGGAUACCAAGACGCGAUGCAAGGAAAGCUGUUUUUUUGCAGCAUGGGGUUCUGGAUUCUUCAAUGGGAUGGGUAUCUAAUGGGGUUGUUGGAUCUCCGGCUUUUGCUGCGUAUGACCAAGGCUAUGAUGUUUUUCUGGGUAACUUUCGGGGGUUAGUUUCAAGAGAUCAUGUGAACAAGAAUAUAUCCUCAAAAGAGUUCUGGCGAUACUCAAUUAACGAGCACGGUACUGAGGAUAUCCCAGCUAUGAUAGAAAAAAUUCAUGAAAUAAAAACUACAGAACUCAAGCUCUGCCAGCCCAAUGUCGAUGAAGAAAUCAAUCAGGAGGAGCCCUAUAAGCUCUGUGCCAUCUGUCAUAGUCUAGGCGGUGCUGCCAUUCUGAUGUAUGUUAUUACUCGAAAAAUCAAAGAGAAGCCACACAGACUCUCGCGACUAAUCCUACUUUCACCUGCUGGGUUUCAUGAGGACUCAAACUUAGGUUUCACAUUAGUUGAAUACAUAUUCCUUUUCAUUAGUCCAGUUUUGGCUUGCGUCAUUCCUGCCUUCUACAUACCGACAAGAUUCUUCAGGAUGCUUCUGAACAAGUUAGCUCGUGACUUUCACAACUAUCCUGCUCUUGGUGGACUGGUCCAAACUCUGAUGAGUUAUGUAGUUGGUGGAGACAGCUCAAAUUGGGUCGGAGUCUUAGGAUUGCCUCAUUACAACAUGAACGACAUGCCAGCUGUCUCCUUCCGUGUGGCGCAACAUCUUGCUCAGAUCAAACACAGCGGCAAAUUCAGGAUGUAUGAUUAUGGAAGCAGAUCAGCUAACAUGGAGGUUUAUGGCUCUCCUGAACCGCUUGAUCUAGGGGAGUCUUACAAGUUCAUUGAUGUGCCUGUGGAUUUAGUGGCGGGAAGGAAUGACAAGGUGAUUCGGUCUUCCAUGGUGAAGAAACACUACAAGGUGAUGAGAGAUGCAGAGGUUGAUGUAUCGUUUAAUGAGUUUGAGUAUGCACACCUUGAUUUCACAUUCUCUCACCGGGAAGAGCUUUUGAGAUAUGUGAUGUCGAGGCUUCUGCUUGUGGAACCGACACCAGUCCAACUGAGGCAAACCAGUCCGAAAGGUAUGAAGUUGAAGAAGAAGAAAAAGGAAGCACAGUAGUGUAGUAGCUAAAACCAACCUAUGGCCAAUGGUCAAUGCCUCAUAGAGUUUGGUGUCUUUGUAUUGUGUUGUUGUGUGUGGGCUUCAUGUGUGUUAAUGUCAAUCUUUUAUUGAUUGACUAUGAUAGUGUACAUAUAAUGUAAAAAUUCUCUUGUUGUGAGAGAUGCUUUUUCAGCAAUAUGAAUAUAUGAUAUAAAUUAAUGUUUGUAAUU